Strongyloides ratti is the source of this 408-nucleotide messenger RNA. Its product is annotated as Cytosolic fatty-acid binding domain and Lipocalin/cytosolic fatty-acid binding domain and Calycin-like domain and Calycin domain-containing protein. Bases 1 to 408 code for a protein of 135 amino acids. NCBI's taxonomy places the organism in Eukaryota, Metazoa, Nematoda, Chromadorea, Rhabditida, Strongyloididae. The transcript has a single exon. The record is from RefSeq and is a predicted model, not a curated record. Gene Ontology annotation, molecular function: fatty acid binding. Gene Ontology annotation, cellular component: cytosol; nucleus. Gene Ontology annotation, biological process: fatty acid transport.
AUGGUUGAUGCUUUAGCUGGAAAGUGGAAUGUUUCUGAAUCUACCAAUUUUGAUGAAUAUUUAAAAGCUUCUGGAAUUGGUUUUAUGACAAGAAAGGUUGCCGCAACUGUUAAGCCAGUUUUAACCAUAACUGUCAAUGGAAAUCAUAUUACAAUUAACUCUGCCUCAACAUUCAAAAAUCAUACAACUGAAUUUGAUCUUGGAGUUCCAUAUGAAGAGGAGACAAUUGAUGGUAGACGUUUCAAUACUACCUUCACAUGGGAAGAUGGAAAACUUGUCCAAAGACAACAAGUUAUUAAAGAUGGUGACAAACCUUCUGUUAUUACAAGAUAUGUUAAGGAUGAUAAAUUGUACAUUGAUAUGGUUUGCGAUGGUGUCACUGCUACCAGAGUCUAUGUUAAAGCCUAA